AUUUUCGAUUCCCAUAAAGGUCGGGCAGGGUUAUGUAUAUUCCACAGCCAAGCACAGGCCUGAGCCCUUCGGGGAACAGUGUUUUAAGCUGACGAGUACCGGGGUGAGUCUGGGACUGGAUCGUUUAGAGAUGAGGUGGGCAUCAGUGUCGGCGCCCGGGGAGCCGGCUUUAGCUGCGAGAGGAGGAGGAGGAGGAAGAAUUAGGGAAGAGGAAGGCAGACGCACUAUAGGGGCUGGCGCUGCGGGACUGCUGGGGCAGCGGGCGCGGCCCUGCCUCCCUCUCUGAAACUGGCGCUUGGAUGCGGGCGCGCCGCAGCCGCAGCCGCAGCCGCAGCGGGAGGAGGAGGAGGAGGAGAAGAGUCAGAAAGGAGGAGGAGAGGAGAAGAGGAGGCGGCGGCAGCCGUGGUCCUCUGUACAAUUCGCAUCUUUGCACAAAACAGCCUGUGGGAUGGCGGCGGAGGAGGUGGUGGCGCGGCUCCGGCUCGGGGAGGCGGGGAGGGGCAGGCCUUGAAACGGCUUAAUCCUCAGCGGGCUGCAUAAGGGAUCGCACCAUGGAGGACUGGCCUGGCCCCAGGUACCGGGAGGAGGCAGCCCCGGAGAGGGAGGAGGAGGUGCAGGAGAAGGAGCUCUAGGGGCCGCCCGCCCACCAUCCCUCAGCAUCUCUUGCUCUCCCUCUUUCGUGGGCGCGAGCCACCGAGGCCAGGGCCGGGCCCAUGGCGGGGUAAGUGAAGCUUCCCCAGCCGCAGUCUUGCUAGCAGAGGGAGGGGAAGAAAGAGAAAGAAGAGGAAAAGGAGAAGGAGAAGGAAGAAGAAAAAGGCAGAGAGGAGGGGGAGGAAGAGAAAGAGGAGAAAAGAGAGGAGAGGGAGGAGGGGAAGGAGAAGAAAGAGGAGAAGAAGUGAGAAGAGGAGGAGGAGAGAGGAGGAGGAAGACAAGGAAUCGGAAGAAAAGGAGUGGGAGGAGGAGGAGGUAGAGGAAAGAAGGGGGGGAGGGAGGAGGAGGAGGGGAACAAACGCCUACUCCUCCCGGAGCACCAGGCUCCUAGAUGGCGAACGCCAGCGACUUGGCAGGAGCCAGCAGCCCGGCCCCGAGCAGCGCAGCGGGCGGCGGGGGCAGCGGCGGGGGCGGCGGGGGCGGCGGCCCGGCCGCACUGGGCCUCAAGCUAGCCUCGCUCAGCCUCAUCCUGUGCAUCAGCCUGGCCGGCAACGUGCUCUUCGUGCUGCUCAUCCUCCGGGAUCGGCACCUGCACCGGGCGCCUUACUACCUGCUGCUCGACCUGUGCCUGGCCGACGGGCUGCGCUCGCUCGCCUGCUUCCCGGCGGUGCUGCUGUCCGUGCGCCGGGGCGCAGGCACCGCUGGGGGGGCGCCGCCUCCCGGAGCGCUCGGCUGCAAGCUGCUCGCCUUCCUAGCCGUGCUCUUCUGCUUCCACGCCGCCUUCCUGCUGCUGGGCGUGGGCGUCACCCGCUACCUGGCCAUAGCCCACCACCGCUUCUAUGCCAAGCGCCUGACGGGCUGGCCGUGCGCCGCGGUGGUGUGCGUGGCGUGGGUGCUGGCCCUGGCCAUGGCCUUCCCGCCCGUCCUGGACGUGGGCACCUACCGCUUCGUCCGGGAGGAGGCGCAGUGCACCUUCGAACACCGCCACGUCGGGGCCAACGACACGCUGGGCUUCAUGCUCAUGCUGGCCGCCGUGGUGGGAGCCACCCACCUGGUUUAUCUUCGCCUGCUCUUCUUCAUCUACGACCGCCGGAAGAUGAAGCCCGCGCAGCUGGUGCCCGCCGUCAGCCAGAACUGGACUUUUCACGGGCCCGGCGCCACGGGCCAGGCGGCCGCCAAUUGGACCGCGGGCUUCGGCAGGGGUCCCACGCCGCCCACUCUGGUGGGCAUCCGCCCGGCCGGCCCGGGUCCCGGGGGGCAGGCCCGGCGCCUCCUCGUGCUGGAGGAGUUCAAGACCGAGAAGAGGCUUUGCAAGAUGUUUUACAUGAUCACUCUUCUCUUCCUCCUCCUCUGGGGCCCCUACAUCGUGGCUUGCUACCUGAGGGUCUUCAUUAAGGCCGGCGCCGUGCCCCAAGGCUACCUGACCACGUCAGUGUGGCUCACCUUUGCCCAGGCCGGAGUCAACCCCAUUCUGUGUUUCAUCUUUAACAAGGAGCUCCGAGUCUGCUUUCGAGCCCACUUCCCCUGCGGCCAGAGCCCCCAGACCACUCAGGGAACCCUGCUCUGCGAUUUGAAAAGCAUUGGCAUAUAACAGCGCCCAUGCCCCCCUGCUCCUCCCCUUCCCCAUGGGCUGUUUUCCUAUUCUCCCUCUCGGGGAGGGGAGGGGAGAAUCAAGUCUUUUCUGCCCCUUUUCUAGAUUGUCUUCUACAAGGAGAUCACAGAGUGUAAAUGGGGACAGAAUCUACAUUCAGACUGGUGAAAAAUAAUUUUUGUGAAUUGGUAUUUGCUUUUGAAUAGGGUAUCUCUUCCCACCUCCUUUCCUAACAGUCUUGGCUCACAUUAAUCUUCUAAACUAGAUUUUGAUUUGGACAAUAAACCCUGCCUCAUUUUGUACAGAAUUGACAUCUUUUUUUUUUUUUUUUUAAAUAAAGCCUAAACUAAUUUUAUUUGUGCAAGGCCAAGACCAGUUUUCUACAGAAACUAUUUUUGACAACCUCAAGUGGUAUUAUAUUUUGAAAUGAAGUAAAAGAGAAUGGAACUUUUGACAAUUUUAUGGGUUAAAUUUCUUGAGGGUCUUCUGUUAGAACCAGGCUAACGGACCAAAAUAUUAAAUUUGAAGUUGCCAGUUAAACAACUGCUGUUGCUAUUGUAGAUACAUUGUAGCAGUAAUUGGGAGUGAGGUUAUUUAUUGCACUAUUCCUUUGGAAAUAAUUAAGAACUUUCCGAGAAACUGUAUUUAAAAUUGGAGAGUUUAAUUCAGCAGCAGUAAUGCAGUAAUUUUUAAGCAGUGAAAUUUACUAACUUCAUCAACACAGUUAUAACACUUCUGGAAAAUACUUGUAAAACAUGACUGUUUUCUAUAUUAAAAUCACUGUUUUCUAUAACAGAUAACAUUUCUGUACAAUCAUAACUUUCAAAAUAUAAAAAUGUGUUCUGAUUAAUUGUGUAAAGAAAAUAUUGCAUGUCUUUUUAUGUACUGGAUACAAGAUACAAGCUGGUAUAGCAUUGUCAAGGACAUUAAUUAAAACUGCUUUUAAAUGUUUUUUGACAAUAAAGAUCAGUUGAAAUAAUUUUAUGGAAAGAGUUUGCACAUUGAAUAGCUUAGGGUUUUUUUUUUCCUGUGUUAUGUAAUCAUUUCCAUUUAGUAAAUUGCUCUUCUGUUAAUAAUAUGAAUGGAUGGAUAAUUAUGGUACACUACUUUUGAGCGAUAAAAUAUUUUUUUUUGGCCAGGUUUAUGCUGUGCUGUUAAAUUGAUGGUUAUUUUAAAUUAAUAAGCACUAUAAUUUUAAAGAAUGCUUCUUUGUAAGACUUGUAAUCUUAAAAUGAAAUGUAAAAUCUCUAAGUGCUGUCUACAAUGCUCCAUUUUUAUUAAUAUAACUUCCAUUUAAAAAUUUGUUUUUCUCAUUUGCAUUACACAAAUUGAAAUAUAACAAUAUUUUUAUCCUUGAGUGACUUCUUUUAUUAAUGUUAGUUUCUAGAGAAGACACUAACACUUGUUUCAAGACUAGCAAUGUUACAUCAGGCCUCUAGUAUAUUUUGUCAUGUUGCAACUUUUCUUUAAUAUGAUCCAUGGCACUAAAUCACAUUUGAAAGUAAAUGAUACUUGGUAACUGUCCUCUAGGAGUUCACCAAAUAAUGAGAGUUAAAUAAAAAAAAAUAAACUUUCAUGUAAAAUUUUAAACUCAACAAACUCAACAAAUAAAUGCCUACUAUAUACCA
Messenger RNA from Antechinus flavipes (yellow-footed antechinus), 3870 nucleotides. It is a transcript of the gene GPR27, whose product is annotated as G protein-coupled receptor 27. Gene Ontology annotation, cellular component: plasma membrane. Bases 1043 to 2242 code for a protein of 399 amino acids. The record is from RefSeq and is a predicted model, not a curated record. Gene Ontology annotation, molecular function: G protein-coupled receptor activity. The transcript has a single exon. Gene Ontology annotation, biological process: G protein-coupled receptor signaling pathway. NCBI's taxonomy places the organism in Eukaryota, Metazoa, Chordata, Mammalia, Dasyuromorphia, Dasyuridae.